This is a messenger RNA of Neurospora crassa OR74A, 1010 nucleotides long. RefSeq lists its product as hypothetical. The transcript has a single exon. Bases 142 to 669 code for a protein of 175 amino acids. Lineage: Eukaryota; Fungi; Ascomycota; Sordariomycetes; Sordariales; Sordariaceae. The record is from RefSeq and is a predicted model, not a curated record.
AAUGGUACUGACAGUACCUCUAGUGUGCAUACCGGGAAUAUGCAGUUCGUUCAUCCUGUGUCAUGUAGGUACAGUAUGCACUCCAACUUGGCUUGUGCAGUCCGACCCGAGUCCCUGACAUCACUCCAUCUCUGACCACGAAUGGAUACACAACAUGUGUCUUGUCCUCUGUCAUGUCAACAACAAGAUGUUCAACCGAGAACGGUGAAUAGUCAACACACUCAACCAACGCUUCUUCGAUUUAAUACUCAGUCAUUUACUGUAUGUAGCAUACUGCACAGUACAAGCAACCAGCCCUUCCAUGACACUACCGACAGCCGCCAGCUGGAAUUGCGAUCAACACUCGGCAUCCUCUCAAGUCCACCAGCUGAACUCAAUAGUAACCGUGAAGUGUGUCUCGAGUGUGUGCAUGGUGUGCUAUGUCCUACAAUGGACUACGUCACAGCCCAUGCCGGAAUCCCGUCUCUGCCGUCCCACGGAGCCCCAAGAGCCCACCGUUGGGGACGUAGGUGCGUUAGUCUGUCAAUAAAGCCGAUGGUUUUUCUGCAUCCGAGAUUUCGAUCUGAUGCCAACGACCACUUUGCCACUCCAUCUCUCACCGGGUGGAUCAUGCGAACAAUGUUUUUGUCGAUAGUGUGUCGUGAUCCACGCCGCGACUGUCGCGUUUGAGAGAUCAAAAGAGAGCGGCGUCGGAACAGAGUUCGGUUUUCGGUUUGGGAGAGAAUUGGCUAAUCUCGGAGGGUUUGCCUUGGCUGGGGAAGGGAAGACCCCUGGUGUGGAGGCAGAUGGAGGCGCGUGCUUGGCCAUCUCUCUGGGAUCUGGCAGCAAAGCUGAGACGGGGUGAGAGAUCUAGAUUUGAUGCAUCCUCGCCGUCUUGGCGUGAAUCAUAAUGGUGUUUCUGAUAUAGCUGAGAGUAGUGUACUGUACGUAUUGUGUGUAGUGUAUGUAUGCAGGUACAAUUGCUUGCUGAGGUGAUGGCAUUCAAAAGGUUGUCCGUCGUUGGAAACCGC